UGUACCAGAUAACGUGCUCAACAGGAAGUCUUGUUCUUCGUUUCACAAUUCAGGAGCUAGGACAUGGCCAUUUGUAGCUAUAAAUAGUGUAGCAUUAUGGUCUGUCUCAAAAUACAGCAACACACAAAAACACUCGAGGGCAUGAAAAUGAGGUUUCUUUGUGUUGUGGUAACAGCCCUAGUGGUACUUGGAGGGUUACCCUUUUCCUCAGAUGCACAACUAGACCCCUUCUUCUACCAGCGGACUUGUCCACCUGUGCGUCAUGUUGUGUUCCGAGUGGUAGAGAGAGCUUCACAAAAGGAUCCUCGUCUGCCUGCCAGUAUCGUCAGGCUUUUCUUUCACGACUGUUUUGUUCAAGGUUGUGAUGCAUCGAUUUUGUUGAACAACACUGCAACGAUAGUGAGUGAGCAACAAGCCCUGCCAAACAACAACUCCAUAAGAGGUUUGGAUGUGGUGAAUGACAUCAAGACAGCAGUGGAGAAUGUUUGUCCCGGCGUUGUUUCUUGUGCAGAUAUUCUUACCAUUGCAACUGAAGUUUCUUCUAUUCUGGCUGGUGGUCCUUUCAUCAAAUUUCCAUUGGGAAGAAGGGAUAGUUUAACAGCAAACAGAACACUUGCGAAUCAAAACCUUCCUUCUCCUUUCUCCACACUCGAUCAACUCAAAGCAGCAUUUGCUGUUCAACGUCUUGACACUGUUGAUCUAGUUGCACUCUCAGGUGCUCAUACAUUUGGCAGAGCUCACUGCUUUUUCAUUCUUAGCCGAUUGUACAACUUCAGUGGCACUGGCAGACCCGAUCCAACUCUGGACCCUGCUUACGCACAACAAUUGCGCAAUAUAUGCCCUCAAGGUGGACCAAACAACUUGGUAAAUUUUGACCCAACCACUCCUGAUAGACUCGACAAAAACUAUUACUCCAACCUUCAGGUUAAGAGGGGUUUGCUUCAGAGUGACCAAGAGUUGUUCUCCACACCCGGUGCUGACACCAUCGCCCUUGUGAACAGGUUCAGUGCUGACCAAAACGCUUUCUUUAGCAGCUUUGCCAAAUCAAUGAUAAAAAUGGGAAAUAUCGGUGUUCUCACCGGGAACAGAGGAGAAAUCAGAAAACAAUGUAAUUUUAUUAACAGAAGAUCCGUUGAAGUUGAUAUGGGAACUGUGGCCUCCGAAUCAGAGGAGGGUAUGGUUAGCUCUAUAUACCCAAAGCAUUUGGGGAAGCUCACAAGAACAUCACAUUCACAGCUCAAAACACAAGAAACAAUGAGUUCUUUCAGUGUUUUCACAGUGAAAGUAGCACUUUUCUGUGUGGUGGUUUUGCUUGCAGCAUCACAACCCUUCUCAAAUGCACAGCUUGAUAACUCUUUUUACAGGGACACAUGUCCAAGGGUGCAUUCUAUUGUUCGUGAAGUUCUCAGAAAUGUCUCAAAAUCUGAUCCUCGUAUUCUCGCCAGUCUCAUAAGACUUCACUUCCAUGAUUGCUUUGUUCAGGGUUGUGAUGCAUCAGUUCUUUUGAACAGCACUGAUACGAUCGUGAGUGAGCAAACUGCAGCGCCAAAUAACAACAGCUUAAGAGGUUUGGAUGUUGUGAAUCAGAUCAAGACAGCAGUAGAAAAUGCUUGCCCUGGCAUUGUUUCUUGUGCUGAUAUUCUUGCUCUUGCAGCUGAGAUAUCUUCUGUUCUGGCUCAUGGUCCCGAUUGGAAAGUUCCUCUGGGAAGAAGAGACAGUUUAAACGCAAGUUUUGAUCUUGCUAAUCAAAAUCUUCCUGGUCCUAAUUUCUCCCUCGACCAACUGAAAUCUGCAUUCGAAAGACAAAACCUCAACACAACCGAUCUAGUUGCACUUUCAGGUGCUCAUACAAUUGGCAGAGCUCAAUGCAGAUUUUUUGUGAAUCGAUUAUACGAUUUCAACAGCACUGGAAACCCUGACCCAACUCUUAACACAACCUUGUUACAAGCACUUCGAGCAAUUUGCCCCAACGGUGGAUCUGGAACCAAUCUCACCAACCUGGACCUAAGCACACCUGAUAGACUUGACUCUAACUACUACUCCAAUCUUCAACUUCAAAAUGGCUUACUUCGAAGUGAUCAAGAGUUGUUUUCCACCACUGGUGCAGAUACCAUUCCCAUUGUCAACAGCUUCAGCAGUAACCAAACUCUUUUCUACGAAAAUUUUAAGGCUUCGAUGAUAAAAAUGAGCAUCAUACAAGUUCUCACAGGAACACAGGGAGAGAUUCGAGCACACUGUAACUUUGUCAAUGGAAAUUCAGCUACUUUCACUACUCUACCUACCCAACAAUCUUCAGAAGAUGGUGUUGUGAGCUCAAUCUAAAAAUAUGAACCAAGAAUGUUGUAGUAAAUGCGAUGCAGUUGUCAUUAAUAAAAGGUUUUACAGGAACAUGCAUGCGUGUGGUAAUGUUGUGUCGUAGCAACCUUUGUAUUUUGUCUGGCCAUGCAUAAUAUCCACUUAUGAGAA
This is a messenger RNA of Vigna umbellata (rice bean), 2466 nucleotides long. RefSeq names its product peroxidase A2-like. Gene Ontology annotation, biological process: hydrogen peroxide catabolic process; response to oxidative stress. Gene Ontology annotation, molecular function: peroxidase activity; heme binding. Lineage: Eukaryota; Viridiplantae; Streptophyta; Magnoliopsida; Fabales; Fabaceae. The record is from RefSeq and is a predicted model, not a curated record.